AACUUGCAUCUUAAGGAACAGCAUCUUCGGUAGUGACUUCUCUGCGUUAUUUUACACCUUUUUCGGCCUAUUGCGAUCGCCAUGAGUGCAUAAUGUGGCUAAAGAAAGUGCCGAAGUGCGUGGGAGUGCCGUAGACGCCGUUUUUAAAGGGUUUCGCCAAAGACCUCGUUUUGAGAAGCUUCGCAAAGGUCGUUUUUCUUGAAGAAGUUUUCCCCGAGACGACAAAGGGGGACGUCUCGAGGCCCGUGACUUUGAGGGGGAAUUUUCGAGCGGUUUUUGAUUUUACGGCCGAUUUCUACACACGCCAAUGACACCGAUAUCGAGGGAUUUUGGACGAGGAUACGUACGUGUUUCGCCCUAACCAUGCUCCCUAUCGUCGCCCUGGGUAUCGUCCUGGCCGCCCAGAAUGUGGAGGUGGCCGGCGUGGGCGUGGUAGGCCUCUCGUCCGACUCCCUGCCCCCCCUCGGCUUCGUGCAUCGGGCAAUGAUGGAUCAGCGAGGCGCCUACUUCAUGCUGUGGACGCCCGAGGAGGAACGCAUCGUGAUCGAAGUGCAGGUGGCGACGAGGGGGUACGUGGGCCUAGGCUUCUCGCCCACAGGUGGAAUGAAGGGCGCUGAUGUGGUGCUGGGCUGGGUGGAUGACAAGGGCUUCCUCCACUUCCAGGAUCGCUACGCCUUCGCAUUACUGACGCCAUCUAUCGACGACUCGCAGGACUACACGCUCCUGGGCGGCUACGAGAACGACACACACACCGUCCUCCGGUUCUCCCGCCCGUGGCGAACGUGCGAUACGGAUCACGACUUUCAGCUUUCGGGCGACACCGUGCGAGUCAUCUGGUCCUACGACGAGCAGGAUCCGACGACGCAAGACAGGAUCGGAAUGCACAGUCACCGCGGCACCAGAAGCCUUUACUUGCGGGAACCCAAGCUCGCUCCUCUGAGGGCCUCGCGCGACGUCAAACACUGGGACAUCAUAUCUCCGAGCGUGAAUUUGCCAGAUGACCUGAGAACGCUCUAUUGGUGUAAGCUGUACAAGAUACCCAAUUUGAGGCAAAAGACUCAUGUUAUUGGGUACGUACCCCAGAUAGAAGAGACCAACCUGCAACACGUCCACCACAUGUUGCUUUACGAAUGUCACCUUCCCAACUCGAACAGACAUUUGGAGAAAUUUGUUGCUGCCAAGGGGGCCCAGUGCUAUGACCGCAACAUGCCUUUUUCUUGGUCGGCUUGUAAUACACCUAUCGUUGCUUGGGCUGUCGGUUCAGAGGGUGAGAUGUUUCCAGACCAUGUAGGAGUUCCCUUGGGAGAGGAACAUGGUGGGGCUACAUAUUUUAUGCUUGAAAUUCAUUAUAAUAACCCAAAUCUGAGAAAGGGUGUAGUGGACUCAUCAGGUGUAAGAAUAAUGUACACAGAAAAACUGCGGCAAUAUGAUGCAGGAAUCCUGACCCUAGGACAUACUGUAUCUCCCACGCAUAUUAUUCCUCCCGGCCAAAAGUGGAAUACUGUAGCCCUUUGUACAGCUGACUGCACAGAUGAGACGCUACCAACGACUGGGAUUAAUGUGUUCCAAGGCUUUUUACAUGCUCAUCUACUGGGCUCCUCGAUUUCCAUCACACAAAUACGGAAAGGAAAGGAAUUACCAAACGUCUUUAGAGAUAUGUCCUAUGAUUUCAAUUAUCAGCAAGCUCGAGUGCUGAACGAAGAAAUGAAAGUCAUGCCUGGAGAUUCCUUAAUAGUCAAGUGUGGCUACGACUCCACCAAGAGAAAAAUGCCAACAUUUGGUGGAUUCAGUACCGAAGAUGAGAUGUGCCUGGCCUUCCUAACUUAUUACCCAAGAGUGAAUUUGUCAGGCUGUUAUUCACGACCUGACAUGGCUCUCGUCUUUGAUACAUUUGGCAUUCAGGAUCUCUUCGAUAAUGAUAUGAAUAUAUUCAAUGACCAGAGUUUCAGUGAGGAAUUCAUCAAUGAGGAGUUUGAAAAUUCGUCCCUAACAAGAAUGAAGGACAGAGCAAACAAGCCCAUAGACAUCCACCUUGGAAACAUCUACCGCUAUAUCAUUGCAAAAGCCCCUCAGCGCUACUUCAACACAUCUUUUUAUGAAAUCUUGCAUGAUAAAGCUACCUGGCAGGACACACGCAUGAUCUCCACAUUGCAGGAAAUGAUUGUUUAUGGGCAACAUGAACCUUCAUGUGAAAAUCACGGCAGGAUUAUUAUAGAUAGGUUACCAAAGAAGGUCAAGUAUCCAAACUUCAUACCACUUCAGAGAGAUGAACACCAAUGUACUUUAGCAGACAAAGACACUGAGGUGUAUAAGAUUGACACCAAUGUAGCAGUACCAUCAGUUCCGAACAAGAAUACAAAGAACCUGGGAGAACCAGGAAAUCCAACAGCAAGUCCAGUGAAACCCUCAGCAACCGUCCCGUGGCGUCCAGCGAAAGAGAAUGAAGUGGAAAAGGAUUCUCUCACACAGAGAGGAGGGGUUCCUUCUAUUUUCCUGAGUUCCUACCUUCUCUUCACCAUUGUCCUAUUACAUAUGAUACACAAAGCAUAGGUUAAACCCAUAUAACUUUAUUAAUUUCUCUACUAUGUAGGUUGUAUAUAUAUUACUCCUUGUCCGAGUCCAUAUUUUGAAUGUGGUUACGAAUGUCUUUUUUUAGAAAGUAUUUAUGAGAGAGAGACUUAUUGACUGGGUAAUUUAUGAAAUGACAUGUCUCAAGGUGUUAAUAGACAGUUUGAGAUUUUAUAUGUGCACUUAUAUACAAUAUGUAUAUUUAGAUAUGCUUUUAAUUUCACAUUUUGGAUACUUAUAUCAGCAGUAUUGUGAUACUAGACUAGUUUUUUGCCAGGUGAGGUUUUUAGUGAGAUAUAUUUAUAUUAUGCAUUUUUAAGUAUUAGUUACUUUUAUUCUCACAUCACAUAUUCUUAUUACAGGAUAUGUUAAGUUGCUAUGCAUAUGUGUGUACACAGAAGUGUAUGUAUUACUCAGUUUAGUCAGAUGAAAUGCUUAUGAAAGAAAAAAAUGUUUGAGAAUAAUUUAUUAAUAAAAGGUUCUGUCAUCAAUAUUUUAUAUGAGACAGAAUUGUCUCUGAUGAAGAGAUAUUUUAUAUUACAAUAAAGUUAUUCUAUAUGUAUAUAUAGCAAAGUACCAUUAAGAUUUAGAAUUAUAUUUCUUUGGUUAUUGCUUUAUAACCUCUAUAUAGGGUCAAAAUCUGGAUCCAAUUUUAAACCCAAAUCUUUGAAAUUGUUUCAGUCUUUUUCAUUUUCACUGAUCUGCCUUUAUACAGCUGAACCUGAUGCAAAAUCCUAUAUGUACUUUCUCUAGAAGUUCUACUUUUUUAUGGAUAAAACAAAAAGAAUCUGAACCCAGCCUCUUUGAUUUACCUAAAAUCAGUUGACACAGCAUAUAACUCUUACCUUGUCUGUGAGAGGCAAGAUGUGACUACACAACCCACCCAGUUGUGGCUUUUAAAAUGACCACUACAGGUAGAUGUGCUUAGCUGUCAUAAGAAAUACUUAGUUUUUGUUUGUUUUCUGCAAUAUCAUCAUCAAUGAUAUUUUGUAGCUUAUAGUUUCAUAACAUUUCAUCAUAUGAAUAUAUUUCCAUAUAAUUUUUAGUAUCUGUUUACAUAAAAAAAUAUAUAUAUAUAUUAAUUUGCCAUUGAUGUAUUGUUGCAUUUCAUUGAUGAUGACUAGCAGGAUCCACCUUGAUAUGCCAAAUCAGAAUGUAAUGAAAUACUAAUUUUGUGACUUUGUAACCAUGUUACAAUGUAACAAACAUUCUAGGUCAGAUGAAAAAUAUUACAGAUACUAAAGGAAUAAAGGUUUAGCAGUAUCACUGGACAUCCAUGAAGACUGACAAUUGGAUGAUACCUGAUGUUUGGAAAUCAUAAAACUUUUAAUGGCAAGAUCUGUCACCUAGAAAUUACUUGACCCCUCAAUGGUAUACAAUUUCCUCAUUUGUAAGGAUAUGGAAAAUAUUGCACUUCUUUUUUUAUUUAUUAUCAUAUACUUUAUAUAUGUAUUCUUAUAUAUAUAUCAAUAUAUAGAUAAAUACAUUCAAUUAAACACAAAUAUAUAAUUCUGUGAUAUUCAGUAGUAUAAGAUCAUAACUGGUGAGAUAUUAAAUUUACCCAACAUAAAAACAAAAUAUAUACUAACACUCAUUUUUUUUCUGAUGGAAAUUCACAAUUACACAAGACUUCAACUCGUGCUUAUCUUACCUUCAUGGCUUAAAAAUACUUGGUUCCCAAGUUUUUCAUCUACAAGGACCUCAUUGUAAAUAAUAAUGCACUAUAUGCUGAAGUUUGUUUUUUUUCUUCAAUUUUGAAGUUAACCCAUGGCACUGAUUAAUUGCACUGUCCUCUGUAGUUUCGUUUUGUUUUGUAUACUUAUAGAUGGCUCCACAUUGUCACCAAGGAGUCAGUUUGUAAGUCUACCUAACUUCACAUGAAAUCCCCAUUACUUGAAUUUUUGAAAGUUUUAUUUUAGAUAUCAUUACUGUUAUUAUUAUUACUUCUGGCAUUGAGAUUAUGACAAUGUUAUCAAUACUAUUAGCAAUAAAAAAAAAAAAAAAUAGAUCUUUAGGAAAACCAAGAAAGGGGUAAACUAGAUCAAGUGAGCAGCACCCUGGGGAUCAAGGUUCCCCAAUUGGGAACCACUGUCUUCAAAUAUUAUCUAGAGUUACAUCCAAAAAGUGUUACUAAGCAGUACUGCCAAACAAUGUGAAAAAAUACAGUGUAUAUACAAGGAACUCCCAAGAAGCAGAAAGACAUAGCACACAUAGAAACAUACCAACUUAAAAGUUCAUAAAUUUAGAAUAAAAAAAAGAACUAAGAAAUCAGAUCUCUGAGGAAGUGGAAUGAAAUAUGAACUUAGAUUCUAACAAACUAUCACAAAUUUCUCCUAUUUGUGCUUAAUCAUUUCACAUAUCAAAAAGUUACUAUAAUUACAAUAAUAAUAUUAAUAAUAAUAAAUAUUCACAGGUACUUGUCAUGUAAAGAAUAUAUGCAAAGAACAAAAGAAUUACAAAUUAUAUUACCAACAGACAAUAUCAUAUUUGUAUAAGGAGCUGUACCUAUUACAUAAAUUGUUACAGAGUUUGACCUACAUGUUACAAUUUUACACACAGUUUUCAUAUGCUGCAAUAAACUGGAGUCGUUUUGAAGAGCAAUAGUGACAACACUGAUCAAAAAAAAAUAAUAGUGCUGGAGGGAAAAGAUUAUUGAGCUAAUGCUACCCUAAAGAACUUACUUAUGGCAUUUUCUUCCCCACCUCACCUUCUAAAAUAAUGUUAGUAAAAAUGAUCUUCUAACAUUAAACUUUGGCACCAUCUGCCCUUCAAUAAACACCACAAUGGAACAUAUACUGCAACAGUAAUUGUACCUUUAUGUUCCUUCAGACUGUGAAAAAACAUUCACUAAACCCUAAACUCCUUCAACUUGCCUGGAUUUCAGAUAUACAGUGAAAUAAUGUAUAUAUUUGUAUGUCCUUAAUUCUUAUGAGAUAAUAAUAUUACAUACUGUCUCUAUUCCAUUACCGUCUGAAUUACAUUCAAUGAAAAUAGAGCAGUGAGCCUACAUUCUUCUAAUAAUCAAAUAUUUUUAUACCAGAAAAAUUCUCCAAUACUUUAGAGUUCUGAACGAUUGCCUGGAUCAAAAUCUACAGAAGCCUUCAGAUUUUAUUGUCGAAUUAAGCAAUACCUCCAUUAGCUGUGCCAAAAUUUUCUAAACCUAUGUCUCUAACCAAUAUUUCCAAAAGAACCACAGAUGAAUAAGAAUAUGCUAGAGAGAAAAUAACGUAUAACUGUGCAUUAACUUUCCCUUACAUAAAAUCAUAUUCUAUUUCUCUCCUACCAUCUAAUCUUUCAGUUCCAACAAGUGCAAAUUUAUGAU
Messenger RNA from Penaeus chinensis, 5890 nucleotides. Its product is annotated as DBH-like monooxygenase protein 1. Gene Ontology annotation, biological process: norepinephrine biosynthetic process; dopamine catabolic process; octopamine biosynthetic process. Gene Ontology annotation, molecular function: copper ion binding; dopamine beta-monooxygenase activity. Gene Ontology annotation, cellular component: secretory granule membrane. Bases 364 to 2550 code for a protein of 728 amino acids. The record is from RefSeq and is a predicted model, not a curated record. The transcript has 17 exons. NCBI's taxonomy places the organism in Eukaryota, Metazoa, Arthropoda, Malacostraca, Decapoda, Penaeidae.